AUGGCUUUUAAAUUACCAAAAUUGAAUGUGUCAGGUAAACAGAAGUGCGAGACAUUUUUCAAGAAAUUCAAAUGGGCCGAUUUGAGUGUCGUAGAAGAGAUCGGGCAAGGAGCUUACGGGACUGUGUUUCGGGCAAAAUGUACGGGUAAUACUGUUUCAUAUGACAACCCCGUCGUCGUUAAAAAGGUUCACGGCGACACAGUCAAUGUUGAACGCAACUUUUUAAAAGAGUGUCACCUGCUUAAUGAUAUGAGCCACCGAAAUGUAACUUCGUUUAUCGCAAUGUGUGAGAUGCCUUUCGCGAUUAUGAGCGAAUAUGAAUGCUUUGACUUUGCGCCGUUUGGCAUUGAUAAAUCGGUAAAUAAUCUUUCCCAGUGGUUGUGCGUGAUUGACUCUUUGGAUGACAUCAAUCCAUUAUUAAAUUUGUUUACUCUCGUUGGCAGUGAUGCCAUUAGUGGCCUCGCGUAUCUUCACGGUAAAGGCGUUGCCCACCGCGACAUUAAGCCAGCGAAUAUAUUGAUAUCCAACAAGAACUACAGUUCACUGGAACCAUCCAGUAAAAGAUUCAUGGAAGCAUACGAGUUCUCUCCAUUAUUAUGUAAGCUAACUGAUUUCGGGGAAAGUCGUUCAGACAUUGUCCAAACCAACACGGUGAUGAACGCCGGAGCGACAACUAAUGUACAGAGGGGGUCACUGCCAUUCAUGGCUCCCGAAAUUCUAGUGGAAGAGCUUCGUGGGACCAAUGCCUCACUGGAAGAUCUCAAGAAAAUGGAUAUAUGGGCAAUGGGGAUGACUUUGUACACUCUCAUUAAUCCCGACCAGCCCUAUCCAUUUAGCUUGGAAUCUAAAGAGGAAAAUAUGAGAGGUCAAGACCUGUACAAGAACCUUGUGGCUUCAAAGCUGAGGGUCGGGCACCGGCCUCGUCCUUCACCAAAAUUCGAAUUCUUGCAGAGGACCAAGUUGGCAAAUUUGUAUCGGAUAUACAAACAGUUCACCUUGCAAGACCCAUAUGCAAGGCCCUCCGCUGAAACAUUGAAGCAAGCUUUUUUCAUUGUUGACGACGUGGAGUUUAUGUCUCUCGGAGUAAGCCAAGCUACCCCACAAGAGAACCAUGAUCGCAUCAUAGCAUCAGCACUGACCCGUGGAGAAAAUGUGGCACUUGGCACAACCCUGGCAAACGACGGUACAAAUGCCUGUACCUUCUUAGCUUUGGGGAUUGCUUCCGACGUACAGAAGAAAGGGCCCGAAUUUGUAUGGCAGGACGUACCUUUAUUAGCUGUGAAGUACAUCAAUAUUACUUUGGAAGUGAUCAAUGACAUCCGAGAACACGACCGUACGUAUGACACUUUGGAAGCAAUGUCCAACAUUUCAACUCCGGAAAUAUUGACUGUUGAUGGCGUCAGGGAGGCUGCCAGGGUUAAAACUGGAAUCUUGCCAACUCGCCGUCAAUCAGAGACCUUCAUCCAGAGAAAAAGAAAGAAACUGAGGGCUGAAACAGGGAUGACGGAAAAUGGGAUCAACAGACCACUAAGAGCUAUUGCUGAAUCCUAUGAUAGUGAUAGUGAUGAGGAAACAGACUAUUCUUUUGGAUUAGUUCCAGCUGUUGCAGACAUCAGGCCAAACGACAUGUUCUAUACCGGUCUUACUUCUGUUAUAGUUGACCCUGCACCAGGUCUGGUCUAG
Messenger RNA from Lineus longissimus, 1683 nucleotides. RefSeq names its product serine/threonine-protein kinase ULK1-like. Lineage: Eukaryota; Metazoa; Nemertea; Pilidiophora; Heteronemertea; Lineidae. The record is from RefSeq and is a predicted model, not a curated record. Gene Ontology annotation, biological process: protein phosphorylation; signal transduction. Gene Ontology annotation, molecular function: protein kinase activity; ATP binding. The transcript has 2 exons. Gene Ontology annotation, cellular component: cytoplasm. Bases 1 to 1683 code for a protein of 560 amino acids.